AUGCCGAUUCGUCGUUUAAUUCCAAACCAAAGACUUUCUCGAGAAUCACUUAAUGAUUAUUUUGUGAACGGUGAACGCGUAUACAAAUUAGACAGUAUUAUUGAUCAGAUCGAAGGACGUUUUGUGCAUUUAUCGUUAACACCUAAUGCUUUACUACUGCUUUGGAAAUAUUGCAAGGGAAACGAAGUAAUUAAUUUGGAAUCCUGUUAUAUUGAUGAUAUUAUCGAUGUAUUUUUUGGUUGCUGCGCUGAAAAUUCACGACGUAAAAGAAUUGAUCAAAAAGUAACCAAAAUAUAUUAUAUAAAAUAA
This is a messenger RNA of Thelazia callipaeda (thelaziosis nematode), 309 nucleotides long. NCBI's taxonomy places the organism in Eukaryota, Metazoa, Nematoda, Chromadorea, Rhabditida, Thelaziidae. The record is from the annotation of a GenBank genome assembly.